AGUGCCCCCUCCCGGAGCCGAGGAAGGGAAUAGGCCCCAAGAUGGCGGCAGUUGUAGCGGCUGAGCGGCUCCUGUCGGAAGGGGAAGGAGGCGCCAUGGAUUCGGCGCGGCUCUCUCCACCUCCACUGCCACAGCCCCGGGGGGAAGCACCGUCUCUGGACCAGCUCCCGCAGAGCAACACGCUGGUGGGGCUGCCCAUUGUGGCCAUCGAGAGCAUCCUCGGCUUCCUUUCCUACGACGAGACCAGCCAGCUCCGCUUGGUUUGUAAGAGAAUGGAUUUAGUUUGUCAGAGAAUGCUAAACCAGGGAUUUCUGAAAGUGGAAAGAUACCAUAACUUGUGUCAGAAACAGGUUAAAGCACAACUUCCAAGACGGGAAUCAGAAAGGAGAAAUCAUUCACUAGCUCGCCAUGCAGAUAUUCUUGCUGCAGUGGAAACAAGGUUAUCACUGCUAAACAUGACAUUUAUGAAGUAUGUGGAUUCCAAUCUCUGCUGCUUCAUACCUGGAAAGGUAAUAGAUGAAAUUUAUCGUGUGUUAAGGUAUGUAAACUCCACUAAAGCUCCUCAAAGAGCCCAUGAAGUCCUUCAGGAGUUAAGGGACAUUUCAUCUAUGGCAAUGGAAUAUUUUGAUGAGAAGAUUGUUCCAAUUCUAAAAAGAAAAUUGCCUGGUUCAGAUGUAUCAGGACGUCUUAUGGCAGCAGCUCCAGUUCCGGGCCCUUCUGCAGCUUUAACUACAAUGCAGCUCUUCUCCAAGCAAAACCCAUCAAGGCAAGAGGUCACCAAACUUCAACAACAAAUUAAAACUAAUGGUGCAGGUGUGACUGUAUUACGACGUGAAAUUUCAGAGCUUCGCACCAAAGUGCAAGAGCAGCAGAAACAACUCCAAGACCAAGAUCAGAAACUGCUUGAGCAAACCCAAAUCAUAGGUGAGCAGAACGCCCGACUGGCAGAGCUUGAACGCAAAUUGCGAGAAGUUAUGGAAAGUGCAGUAGGAAAUUCCUCCGGGUCAACACCAACUGAAGAGGCCCCUAGGAAACGGAAGAAGGCUACUGAAUCAAUAGGUUCACCUAGAAAGUCAAAACGCCUUCGAAAUAAUAAAUAACUUUGGGGAUAAAUGGCACUUCCAGGAGAACACACUGCUUUAAUAGCUGAAGCGGGUUGUCUGGUCUGGAUGCUGCAGUUUACAGCAUAUAUCACCUAGGCUGCUGGGUCCUUCAGAAUAUCAUAGCCUUGAAUAACUUUCUCUCAUUGCUGAGACAUUACUUCACACACCACCCAACAAUCCCAUUUCAGUUGAGUGGGUCUGUUGCACAGGACAAUUAUACUUUGUCACAAAUUUGUACCCACCAGACCUAGUAUAUCAUGCCCUAAAAAGUUUGCUUUCAUUUUCUGUGCAGAAAAUGAGUAUUCAAAUAAAACCUAUGUUUUUUCAUCAAUUUCCAUAAAUUAGUAUUUCAAAAUAAAUUCAGACUUAGUCAUUGAUAAAGUUAGAAAUGGUCCUGUUGUCUUGAAAAUACCCACUUUUAAAACAAUUGUGGGGGGAGAGGCUGACUUUUUGUUGCAAGUGACCUUGUUUAGAACAUCCGAAAAGUAGUUUAUAUGUGUGAGAGUCUACAUAACAAGUAAGCUUAAGUAUUGGCUAUAUAUAUUUUUUGUAAAUUUAACAAGCAAGGGAUAUCUCAGUCUAGUUUCCACAAAUGCAUACCCUUCUAAGCAUUAGGAGCCAUAUUUUUUAUCUUGCAUGGAGAGAUGCAUGCAUUGCUUAGUCAGCUUGGUAAAAGCAUUUGCCUGGAAUCACUGUUGAAUAGUUGGCCUCUCCCAUCUUUUGAAGAACAUGUGUUGGUUCCUCACCAUGCAUAUAUUUUGAACACAGCUUUUCUUUUUGGAGCUAGUUUGCCUGAAUGCUACAAGGGAAUAUGUAAGCCAAGCUAUUUUGCUGCUUCUGCUUGCUUGUUGACUUAAAGCAGAUUUCACGGUUUGGCUCCUUUUUGCUCGUGGGUUUCUGAUUAUACACUACUGGUCCUGAUUCAGUGAUUGAAAGAUCAUUAAACUGGACAUAAUUAUGUUGUUGAUAGAGUACACAGGCUUGCUGAGUCAUCAUCCAAGUUUUAUGUGUGUUGAGAAAAAGAUCUUACUGUUAUGUGGAAAGAACUCUCUGUAAUCCUGUCUUCUAGCUGUCAUUAUCCUUAAAAAUACCUUGUUCAGAUUUAAAAAUAAUUUGUUUUGCACCCCUCCUGUUUUGAAAUUGAACUGGAAAAGCAUGUUUUGCACUGUACAGUCUCUGGAUUUGUCACUUUUAACAGCUUCCAAGUUAUAAUGUACAGUGUUUCCCAGUUAUGUUUCUUUCUAAACCUGCAACAAAUAUUGUUAUCCAUGUUUUAAUUUGAUAUUGCUAAAUAAUGUAAUUAUAUUGCUUGGCUGUUACAUUUUUCCCUCAACCUGGUAUGAUUAAUUCAGCUUUUUGAUAAUGUUGAAAUUUGAAAUGGGAAUGGAAAAAUGGAUCUGAUUGGUUAUUCAAAAAGCUUUUCUUAUGCGAUAAUAUUCUGAACGUAUCUGGGUUUAAAACAGAUGGAUUACUCAUUUUCAUUUGUCAAUUAGACUAAAAAAAAAAGCUUUGCCAAGGAAUUUUCUUGGGUUUUUCUUUUUAAAAUAUCUUAAUUUUAAAUUUGGAAUAUGUAUUCCCUAAAACAAAGAAUUGCAAAUUGUUGUCAAGGGUUUGGAGUGUUUAAUUUUUUUAAAAAAAUUAUAUUGUUUUGCUACCUUAAGGCCAUUUUGUGAUGUGUAUUUGUUUAAUUUUAAAUGGGAGCAGGCUAUGUAUCUUACCAGUGGGCAUACCCUGAAUUAUUUCAGAUAAUAUAAUAAUUUUUAAACAUUCAUUGAGCAUUUCUUAAUUGAUAUAUCUCAGUAUAUCACGAAUCAGCAUUGGUAUAUUUAAUUUUUAAUUUAUAAAGAAUAAUAUGGAUACAGUAUUUUGAAAGUGAAUAUGUUCGUCUAUUAUCAACUGUUUGUGCAUAUUUUUGUUUCAUGGACUAGUCACAUCUCACAAGACACAGUGAUGGCCUUUAACCUAGAUAUCUUAAGAGAGUCAUAUUUAUUGAGGAGAUAGGGACUUAUCAGUAGUAACACAUUCUCUCCUGAAUUAUAGACAGUAUGAUUCUCAAUAACAGUUGUUGGGGAAUGUCAAUGGGAAGAUCCUGGUGGGUUUGUUUUCUGUUUGUGGGUUUACCUUACACAUUUUUGAACACACUAGAAGUAGAAUUAUAGACUAAGUGGACAUCAGGACUAAUGUAUGAGGGUUGUGCUUUCACUUUUCCUAUUAGUGGUUCUUAAAGAAGGGGAGAAGCAUAUUACCUUCCCGGCCUUUUUCCACAGAAUAAACAGUAAUUGGUACAAGGAGACAUGCUGAUAUUAGGGCAUAAAAGGUAAUUGUUUCCCCCUCUCUGAGAAUAAGAUCAAGUUCAUGAGUUAAUACUGGAAAGUACAGUAUGUGUUUGUAUUUGAAUACAUGCUUGCAGAUAUUACUUACGUAUGGAACUUAUAAGCUUUAAAGUAUUAUAGUUGGUCACUUAAUUUAAUUCCCGCAUCACUGAUUGGAUCAACAUAUGUUUUACACAAAUACUACUAAAAGCAAUUUGAGUCCCAGCUGUCUCAUGCAAAUUGUUGAUUGCAAGAUACACAUGAAUUAGCCAAGGUUAAGUACAGAAUAUAGUCUGUUCAGAAAGAUUUGCAUGCAUAGUGAUAGUGUUCUUUAACUGAUUGACUGCCAUCAGGUUGAUAUUGACUCUUAGCAACAACAUCGGUCAGCGGUCUCCAACCUUUCUGGCUUGGCAGACCAGCAGAGGUGGCAGGGGGUGGGGUAGGGUGGGGAGAGAGCAUGGUUUUGCACACCAUUUUCUACAAAUGAAGCUUUACACACACACUUGCCCAUCACUUUCACAGCCCAGUCCCGAAUGGUUAGUGAAUUCUGACAUACAUAGCUUUCUCCAUGAUCUUCAUAGUUUAAACUCUGCUUUGUCACUUUUUCCAAAAGCCUUUAAAGAAAUGUGUUAACACAGCCCACCCAAAUUAACAUGAUGGGUAGUGCCCGCAGCCAGAGAGAAAGGGCAUGCUCAUAGUAGCCAAAAGAGCCCAAGGGAAACUUGCCAGAUCUCAUCUCCUGACUGCAUCAUUGCCAAUGUUAUCAAUGAAGCAUCAUAAAUAACAUUUAUAUAAUAAGACUUGUAAAACAGGUUAAAACCACAACAGCUAGGAGAGAUGCCUCCUCUCAGGUAGCCUGGAGAUGAGAAAGGGAAAUUUUAUGACAUUCUACUAUGGGCAUGAUUAGUGGGAUGAGUCUUCACACAAUCCUAUCCUCAAGCAUAUGUCUCUAAAAUUUAUGUGGAAAAAAUCAAACAUGAAGAGUGUAGCUCAGUAAUCAUUACUGAAUCAUUACUGAUAUAAAUUUAGCAAAUCUAGUAUCAAAAUAAGGCUCCUUGAUUCCAUUAUCUUCUGGAAGAUCUGAAUCAAUUUUUUGGGGGGAGGGGAAUAAUAUUUAUCAUAUGGCACAUUGACAUUUCAGUAAAAAGGAACAUGGGUAAAAUACAAAACAG
Messenger RNA from Thamnophis elegans (Western terrestrial garter snake), 4587 nucleotides. RefSeq names its product F-box protein 28 (gene FBXO28). The record is from RefSeq and is a predicted model, not a curated record. NCBI's taxonomy places the organism in Eukaryota, Metazoa, Chordata, Lepidosauria, Squamata, Natricidae. Gene Ontology annotation, biological process: protein polyubiquitination. Gene Ontology annotation, molecular function: protein binding.